AUGACGUUGCGACCUGCCAAGGUUCGCAGAGAGGAGGAAAUCACCUUCUCCGAGAAAGACGCGCAAGCCUUCGAGAAGGUGAAACUAGACGAGGCAGAUUUGAAGCCUGCCUCUAUCCCUCUGUACGGUUUCACCGGAGAUCAUUUGAUCCCCAAGGGGACGAUCUCGCUCUCGGUCACAUUGGGAGAAACCAACGAGAUGACCAAGAUGAUCGAGUUUUUAGUGGUAGACUAUCCGUCUGCUUUCAAUGGCAUAUUGGGGCAACCUCUACUACGAAACUUCAAGGCAGUUACCUCGAUAUACUAUCUGAAGAUGAAGUUCUCCACCUCGACGGGGAUAGGGGAAGAAAGUGGAUCUCAACACGUAUCUCGCGACUGCUAUGAAAGGGCAGUGUAG
Molecule: messenger RNA, 396 nt
Organism: Pistacia vera
Lineage: Eukaryota; Viridiplantae; Streptophyta; Magnoliopsida; Sapindales; Anacardiaceae
Exons: 2
Coding region: 1-396 (131 amino acids)
Source: RefSeq, a predicted model, not a curated record